Messenger RNA from Pseudozyma flocculosa PF-1, 582 nucleotides. RefSeq lists its product as uncharacterized. Gene Ontology annotation, cellular component: plasma membrane. The transcript is spliced from 5 exons. Gene Ontology annotation, biological process: small GTPase-mediated signal transduction. Bases 1 to 582 code for a protein of 193 amino acids. Gene Ontology annotation, molecular function: GTPase activity; GDP binding; GTP binding. The record is from RefSeq and is a predicted model, not a curated record. Lineage: Eukaryota; Fungi; Basidiomycota; Ustilaginomycetes; Ustilaginales; Ustilaginaceae.
AUGUCUGCUGCUCCCGGAAGCUCCGACCUGCGAAAGAAGCGGAAGAUUGCUGUCCUCGGCUCAAGAUCCGUCGGCAAGUCGUCGCUCAUCGUGCGCUACGUCGAGGAUGCCUUUGUCGAUGCCUACUAUCCCACCAUCGAAAACAUCUUCCAGAAGGUCAUCACCUACAAGGGCCAGGAGUACGACUGCGACAUCAUCGACACGGCAGGUCAGGACGAGUACUCGAUCCUCAAUUCCAAGCAUGCCAUCGGCAUCCACGGCUACGUGCUCGUCUACUCGAUCGCCUCGCGCAACAGCUUCGAGAUGAUCCAGACCGUCUACGACAAGAUCCUCAAUUACACGGGAACGGAGCACGUCCCCUGCGUCAUUGUCGGCCAGAAGAGCGAUCUCCACGUCCAGAGACAAGUAUCAGAGGCAGAUGGAAAGGCGCUCUCGCAGCAGCUCCAGUGCGCAUGGAUCGAGACGAGUGCUCGGCACAAUGCGAACGUCGCCAAAGUCUUUGAGCUGAUGCUCAGCCAGACGGAAAAGGGCCUUCAAGACGGCGGUCCGGAACCCCAGCCCUCCAAGUGCACCGUCAUGUAG